AUGGUGAACGACGAAGACAGCGCGUGGGAGGAGCGGCUGGCGCAGUGGCAGGCGAAGCUUGUGGCCUUGCGCAGCCAAGUUCUCGUGGGCGCGCUCGAGCGGACAGCGAUCGAUGCUGUAGGCGGCGGCGCGCUCUUCCUCGGCGGCGUCUCGCUGACCCAACUCUCCAUGUACAUUGUGCGCGUCUCGGUCGCGAUGCCCGUCUUGCCGAGCCUCCUCGGUGGCCUUGGCGUGGCGUCUUCAAGCGCAAUGGCCGGUGCCUUCUGCCUUCGCCAUAAUUCAACGGAGCCAACGCCGCUCGAGCUCACGGCGGCCGCUACCUCGGGGCUUCUCCUCUUCCGGCUUCUUGGUGGCCGGUUCCGCGCGCUUGCUCCGAGCGACUUUCGACACCCCGGUGCAUUCGGGCACGCGCGCAUCUCGCUGCCUGCCACGAUCGAAUACGCUGAUGGAAAUGCGCGGGCCGUCAUUCAAAGCUUUGGCCGCCUCUACGGCUGCCACACGUGCGGUACGAAGCGGUCCAAAUACCACGCCGACCACAUGCCGCCCGUGCUGGUCGCCAAGGCCGAGAACGCACGACUGUGGGCCAAACUCUUUGGUCCCGUCACACAGCGGUAUUAUCCGCAGUGCGAGAGCUGCUCCAACACCCAAGGCGCGUUGGUCAAGAAGAAUGCCAAGCAGCUCAAACUGCACCUCACCGAGCUCCGGGCGUACCACUGGACGGGCUUUUGGAUGGUGCUCUUUGGCGCGAGUGGCCUCGGCGGCUUUUUCGCACAAGGCUCGGACGAGGCGCCCUCGGUCGUGGAGCAUGUCAUGGCGCAGGCCACCGACGCUGUUCAGAAACCACUCCUCGUCGUUUUGCGGGACCGAGAAGCGCGGCUGCGGGAGCGGCAACAGACCGAGACGAGUAAGGAAGCGCGACAAGCUAUUGACGACGAGCUCGCGGUGAUUCGAGCGCGAAAAGCCGACAUUAAAAAGGCCGCUCGGCGCCACUAA
Messenger RNA from Saprolegnia diclina VS20, 993 nucleotides. RefSeq lists its product as hypothetical. The transcript has 4 exons. NCBI's taxonomy places the organism in Eukaryota, Oomycota, Saprolegniomycetes, Saprolegniales, Saprolegniaceae. The record is from RefSeq and is a predicted model, not a curated record. The coding region runs from base 1 to 993 and encodes 330 amino acids.